AUGCCGUGCGCCCCGGCGUGUUCGCCUUCUUUUUGUCGACUGCAGCGGCGUGGUGUGGAGGGCGGGCGGGGGCCUCUUUUUUUAUGUGGCUGCGCUCGCCGUGGGGAUGUUUUGCGUUGCCCCAGCCGCGCUGGGAGGGGCUUGUCGAUUCCCCCGCGUGUUUGUUUGGGCGCCUGCAGCGGCGCCGGGGGGCAAAAUGCGGGGCCCCAAACGCUGCUGCUCUGCCGCGUGUUUCUGCGGAGUGAACUCGUGCGGCUCGGCGCACUGGCGGGUUGGCGGUUGGGCCGACUGCGGGGACCGUGGCGGCUGCGGCAGCCCGUGCCCGUGCCCUGCUGA
Molecule: messenger RNA, 336 nt
Organism: Trypanosoma conorhini
Lineage: Eukaryota; Euglenozoa; Kinetoplastea; Trypanosomatida; Trypanosomatidae
Exons: 1
Coding region: 1-336 (111 amino acids)
Source: RefSeq, a predicted model, not a curated record